CACUGCCCCCGGUUCCACCAACCGCAAUUUGGAAUAUAAAUACAAAAAGCUUGCACGAACUCUCUUGCUUUCGCUUACCCAUCAAUAUUGACGUCAAGGAAACGAUGUACCAGCAAUCUUCAUAUAAUCCUCAGCAACAACAAAAUCGAUACGGAUAUGCAUCCGGAGGAUCAGCACGCAGCACACAAAGCACUUAUGGAGGUUCCAACGCUUCAAGGCACUCGUCACAGCGAUAUUCCAGCCAAGCAGCACCUACUAGUGCAGAUCCUCAACUUUGGCAGUACUUCAAUAAUGUCGAUACCGAUAGGUCGGGAACGAUUACAGUGAAUGAGCUGCAGCAGGCAUUAGUGAACGGAAAUUGGACGAAAUUUGAUCUAGACACAGUAAAGAUGCUGAUGUCGAUAUUUGACGUCGACCGAAGCGGGACGAUAAGCUUCAACGAAUUCGCUGGUCUAUGGAAAUAUAUAUCAGAAUGGCAGAGCGUCUUCCGCCACUUUGACCGAGACCGUUCAGGCUCAAUAGAAGGUCCUGAAUUAUCAGAAGCGUUGCGAUCGUUUGGAUAUCAUUUAUCACCGAACCUUCUUAGAAUGAUAGAGCAGAAGUAUGCUUCAGCUCCUGAAUCAGGGUACGGCCCACCCCCGGGAAUUACUUUCGACCGUUUCGUCCGUGCUUGCGUAGUUGUGAAGACGUUGACGGAAUCCUUCCAACGAGCCGAUGUCAGUCGCAAUGGAUGGGUGCAGCUGAAUUACGAACAGUUUAUGUCGAUGGUCCUCAGCGCUCCUUAAUCUAUUACUUAUUGAAGCUAACCUUGAUACUCAAAACAAAUACAAAGUUAUGAACCAAGAUAUCUGAUGCAUGACUCUCUCACGAUUCUUACAUUGUAUUCAUCGCUGUCAGUACUCGUACAUUACUUUUAUUACUUUUAUCUAAUACCGUUGCCUCCGUAAUCCCAACAUGUGACACACCAGA
This is a messenger RNA of Marasmius oreades (fairy-ring Marasmius), 969 nucleotides long. RefSeq lists its product as uncharacterized. Gene Ontology annotation, molecular function: calcium ion binding. Bases 105 to 785 code for a protein of 226 amino acids. NCBI's taxonomy places the organism in Eukaryota, Fungi, Basidiomycota, Agaricomycetes, Agaricales, Marasmiaceae. The record is from RefSeq and is a predicted model, not a curated record. The transcript has 8 exons.